Clupea harengus (Atlantic herring) is the source of this 3353-nucleotide messenger RNA. RefSeq names its product MAGUK p55 scaffold protein 4b (gene mpp4b). Gene Ontology annotation, molecular function: protein binding. The record is from RefSeq and is a predicted model, not a curated record. Lineage: Eukaryota; Metazoa; Chordata; Actinopteri; Clupeiformes; Clupeidae.
UUCUAUCUUUCUCCCUCUCUCUCUCUCACUCGUCUCUCUCUCUCACACACACUCACUCACUCACUCACUUGGGAUUAAGUCGGAUAGACAGGGAUUACUGCCCUCUUUUCCCGAGACACUCUAGAAGGGAAUAUUGCCCGGCUGUUCGCCCUCGUUCGCUCGUCAGCGCCGGAGCCUCGGUAGUCUUCAUGGGGACCAACAUGGAGUCUGAAGCUGCGUUUCUACUUUAACAGGAAAGCCCUUGGAGAUUUGCAAGGGAAGUGAGUUGAAGAGGAGAACACGACAGAGACACAAAGAGAAGAAGAGAGAGAGAGAGAGAGAGGAAGAGAAGAAGAGGGAUCAGAUCCGGACAGGUGCCUUAGUGGGAUCCGGUCUGAGCCUGUUGUUUUACUUCUUCGGAUCCACUCUGAAGAUCAGGCGAAGUCCACUUGACAGCAAGACCUACAAUGAGGCCGGCACUGGAGACGAAUCCUCCCACCUCCCCCGUCCUGGGUGAAAAUGGGUUGACACAGGUCCUGGCUCUUGUUGUUGAGGAGGUGAGGGACUCCAUCAGCAGAGACAUCAAUGGAGCUGACCUCCUCUACAGUCUUCUCGGGGCUCCCUGGCUGCAGUCUCUACUCAAGGCGUAUGAAUGUUUACAGCAGUACCUGCGCUCGUCCCCCAGGCCCUACCUCCCGUUUGCCUCGGGUCUGUCUCGCAAGGUGCUGACUGACGUGACACCUAUGGUGGGCCCGUCCCCCGACGCCAGAGAGCUGUAUGACCUCCUGAGGGGACCUCACUUUCAGGCCUUGCUUCUGGCUCACGACAUGGUGGCCCAGAAGGAGUUUGAACCCGUGCUGCCCCCUCUGCCCGCGGACCUGCCCAUUGACGAGGAGGCCAUGAGGAUCGUCUGUCUGGUCAAAAACAACCAGCCUCUGGGAGCUACAAUACGGCGGGAUGGAGCGUCAGGGGAGAUUUUUGUGGCACGGGUCAUCCAUGGAGGACUGGCUGACCGCAGUGGCCUGUUGCGUGCAGGAGAUCGACUUGUGGAGGUUAAUGGCCAUCCUGUGUUUGGGCUGGAGCCGGAACAGAUAAUAAACAUACUGGCUGGCUCCCAUAGCACCAUCAUGUUCAAAGUGGUCCCCAUUACUGACCGGCCCGUCAACAACCAGACCAUGCUGUACGUGCGCGCCAUGUCAGACUACAGCCCCCAUGAGGACCCUGCCAUCCCCUGCGUAGACGCCGGCAUGGCCUUCCGCAAAGGAGACGUGCUGGAGAUCGUUGACCAGACAGACGCCCUCUGGUGGCAGGCCAAGAAACUGCCCAGCACCUCGCUCUGCGCCGGCCUCAUCCCCUCAACCAGCCUGCUUAAGAGGAAGCAUAAAGAAUUAUGGUGGUCACAGCCUUUCCAAACUCAAGCUGGUCUCCAAACCUUGGCCACAGUGGAUGAAGAGGAUGACCUCAUGGCCAUCGAUGUCAGAUGCGUAGAGACAGAUGAAGAAGCUUUUGAAUCUGAAGAGCUCAAGGAAGAUGAGAGUGAGUGCAGCAGCAAUGUCCAGGGAGUUUACCUUGCGGGUUUCCGGCGGAGCCUGCGUCUGUGUCGGAGACAUAAGACCCAGGCCAGCAGCUACGGCCAGACCUGCACCUCCCGCUGCCCCAGCAGCUGCAUCAACGCCUUGGAGAACCCGUACGAGGAGGUGGUGCGCUACCAGCGCCACCCAGAGGACACCCGCCGCCUCAUCGCCCUCAUAGGUCCCUCUGGCGUAGGUGUGAACGAGCUCCGCAGGAGGCUCAUUGAGGUUGACCCAAAGACCUACCAGGGAGCAGUCCCACACACCACAAGGCCUCCGAAGAGCUAUGAGGAAUCUGGGAGAGAGUAUCACUUCAUCAACAGAGAACAGUUUGACAAUAUGGCUUACAAUAAUAGGUUUGUGGAAUACGGGGAACACAAAGGUUAUCUCUAUGGUACCAGCAUAGAUUCGGUCAAGCAAGUACUGGACAGUGGGAAAGUCUGCGUCAUUGACAUUGAACCCCAAGGCAUUCAGGCAGUGCGGACGCAUGAGCUGAAGGCCUACAUCAUCUACGUCAAGCCACCUCCAGCCGAGAGCAUGAAGCUCACCAGGAAGAACUCCCAGAUCAUCACCAAAUACUACAUCAACCGGCCUUUCAAAGAUGAAGACUUCCAGGAGAUAGAGGAGGCCGGCAGCAAGAUGGAGUCUCACUUCUACCAGUUCUUUGACCAUGUGAUCGUAAACGACAGCCUGCAGGAGUCGUGUGUCCAGCUGCUCACCACUGUCCGGAGGGCACAGGAGGAACCGCAGUGGGUCCCAGCGUUUUGGAUACGACCCACUGACCAGCGUUCUGGAUACGGCCCAUUGACCAGCGUUCUGGAUACGGCCCAUUGACCAGUGUUCUGGAUACAACCCACUGACCAGCGUCCUGGAUACGACCCACUGACCAUUGACCACUGACCAGAAUUCUAGAUACGACCCACUGACCAGUCCUGAGAAGAGGACAAUGUGAGAGGAGGAGGGAGGAGAGGUUUGAAAGAGAAGCGGCGAGGCGAGAGGAAGGAAAGCGAUGAGGGAGAUGAAGAUGAGGAUGAGGAGAGAAGUAUGAAGAGCAGAGAAGUAUGAAGAAGAAGAGGAACUGAGAUGACAUGCAAACAGUUGAGUUGAGGCGAACACAAAAGAUGAACAGUACCAGUAAAAUAAGAGGAGAGAUGAGAUUGUUGACAUGAUGGCAAACAAACAACAUGUGUCUUCAUGGUGCAAUGGAAAGACAACAAAAUGAUGCCUUCUUGGACAUUACCAUCUAAAGUGUCAAUUUGUCUCCAAAGAUGUAUUUAUUCAGUGAUACCAAAAAAUGUAUGAAAGCCAACCAAAUUUAUUCACAAAAUGAUUAAUGUGACAUGGCCUUUUACCAUGUAUUUCUCAAGUAGAGCUCAGUAUUUAAACACGUGAUGCAGACUGCAGUGUUUUGGAUAGAUUUAGACGUGUCCUGUCCUUGGUUGCUUUGAUCACACCACACAACACAACACAUGCUUUCUACAGAGUCGCCAGGUGUUCCAAAGAGAACACCUAAAUCUGACCCUCAUGGGGCCUACCUAUCCAGAGUCCAGGGCUCUGUAGACAAUGUGCACUAAUUGUAAACCCACAAAGGUUUUUUUACAUGUUACUUUUCAAACAAAAUGUGUAUUCAUCUUUAUAGUAAAAGAAAAACUAUUUAUGUUGUGUCCUAUUUUGAGUAAACACAUUUGUAUUUCUUAAAACCCAGGGGGAAAUUGAAAUAUGUUUUUUUUCUAUCUAAUAAAACACAUUUUUUCUAUAGAUCUUCAGUUGUCAUAUCAAUAAAAAUUGAAUGUGGGGAAAUAA